UUACUGUGAAUGUUAUGCAAAUAUGCAUGACACUAUAUAUGACUGUUAUAAAUAGCAGCUCCCUCGAAAUGUGUAUGUAUGUAUACAUUUUUUCCUCAGAUAGAAAGAAAGCUUAACAGUGAUUGUUCUGUGAAAAUUAAACUGACGGUUUGGAUUCUGUCAGAGAAAGGAUUCCCUCUCUUUUGCUCUUUCUCGUGUUUCAUCGAUCUUUGAACCGAUUUUUUUUCUUUGUAACCGUCUCUGUUUCUUCUUCAAAAGUUUGAUUUUCUCGGAAAACUUCAAAUCGUAGAAAAUUGCUUAGUGGAGAAUCUAAUGGGGAAGACGAGUGGGACGAGAGAUUGGGCUCAGAUCUACGCGAUUUACGGGAUCGAGCAGAAACACACUCUCUUCUUCCUCCUCCUCAACGCGAUUGCUUUCUCCGUACUCUCCACCGUUUUUUUCCUCUACUUCGACCCGAUCUGCGUCUUCGUCGAGUCGUUCCUCUUCUCCAGCUCCUCCGCUGCUAGAUUCUCCGCCGGAUUCUUCGGAGCCGUGACGGCACUCUCCGCCGUGUGUUUGUUCUUCGCGGCGGCGAAUUUUUUCUACUCCGCCGUGCCGCUCCGGUACAAGAUGGCGCAGAGGAUGGUUGGAUCCGUGGGAGAUUGGUCGAACGUGAAGACGGCGCUCGAUCUCGGCUGCGGUCGAGGGAUUCUGCUGAAUGCGGUGGCGACGCAGCUGAAGAAAACCGGUAGUUCGGGUCGGGUCGUCGGGUUAGACCGUUCCAUGAGCACUACUCUCUCCACUCUCCGUACCGCUCACAUCGAAGGAGUGCAAGAGUACGUGACUUGCCGUGAAGGAGACGUAAGACGGCUUCCUUUCAGUGACAACUACUUUGACGUGGUGGUUUCCGCCGUGUUCCUCCACACCGUCGGGAAAGAAUACGGCCAGAAGACUGUGGAGGCUGCGGCGGAGAGGACGAGAGUGCUUGGGGAAGUGGUCAGAGUGCUGAAACCCGGCGGCAUAGGAGUGGUGUGGGACCUUGUGCACGUGCCGGAGUACGCGAGGCGGUUACAGGAGCUGAGGAUGGAGGAGAUUAGGGUUUCAAAGCGAGUCACUGCGUUUAUGGUCAAAAGCCAUAUCGUCUCGUUUAAAAAGCCUCCUAGUCAGCAUUUUGUGGGCCCUGGAGAAGUGCGUUUAGACUGGAGAUGAUGACUAACGUGGAAUAAAGGAAAAAAAUCUAAUUUCAUAGCGAACAAACUAUAUAAAAGAUGUUCUUUCGAGAGAUAGAGAAGGUAAUAUAGAUACUUCUAUGUAUUUACGGAGAGCAUUUUUUGUUGUUUUAUUAACUCGAUCGGUCUUAUCAUAUUGAUAUCAAAGAGGUCAUUUUUCAGAAGUUUGAUUAUGUUUAGGAUUAUGCAAGUUAAACUAGCGGCAAACGAUUCAGAUUAAAAAUUCUGUUCAAACAUUA
Molecule: messenger RNA, 1447 nt
Organism: Thlaspi arvense
Lineage: Eukaryota; Viridiplantae; Streptophyta; Magnoliopsida; Brassicales; Brassicaceae
Source: the annotation of a GenBank genome assembly